Messenger RNA from Mytilus californianus (California mussel), 1089 nucleotides. RefSeq lists its product as uncharacterized. Lineage: Eukaryota; Metazoa; Mollusca; Bivalvia; Mytilida; Mytilidae. The record is from RefSeq and is a predicted model, not a curated record. The transcript is spliced from 4 exons. The coding region runs from base 76 to 528 and encodes 150 amino acids.
CAGAACGGGCCAAAAACUUCUUUUGUAACAGAUGAUAUUUUUAUACAUCCUGGAACAUACAGCAGUGCAUUUCUGAUGUACUGUGAACUGCCCACUUCUAGACGUAAAAAAUCAGUCGAAAAUACAGAAGAUCUGAUUGGAUAUAAUAUUUCAGUUUCUAAUAAUGGUGUAGAUUUCACUGAUGAACUUACGACGAUUAUCUAUGACCCGCUAUGUUAUGAAUGCAAUAUUACAUCGAUAUCAUGUGUUGAAUUGGACACCUGUCAAACAAAAACCGGGGAACCAUCUGUGGAGUCCAAACUGAGUACUUGGGUUAUCGUUUUGGUAGUAUUAAGUUCAAUUAUUUUAGUGAUUUCUAUUGGAUUUUACUGCGUCCGUAAGAACGUAAGAUUAGGAAAGCAAGUCCCAUAUGUUACAGAUUCAACUGUUGCAUUGCCAAAUAGAUAUGACCAUGCACAAUCGAUACCACCAACAAAACAUGACGACAUUUUUCUCGCUACCCAGUCAAGAAAUAACACAGAAUUGUAAAUUGAACCAGAAAAAGAACCAAAUGUCAUUUUGAUACAAAACUUUUUUUUAUAAAUUCUUUUUAUAAGCUUUGUUUAACCGAAGAUAUUAUGUCAUCAAAUAUUAUAAAUAUGUUUGAUUGCGUGAUGCUAUUUUGUUUCAUCUCAAAACUCUUCAAAAAUGAAAAAAGCAUGUCUAUCAGUCUGUUAUGUUUUUAUUUUGGGAGGCUUUUUUCUAUAAAGUAUUUAUUCACUUUUUUAUUAUGUGUAUUGUACGGUUUUAAGUAAGAAACUAAGGUUCGAACACCCUGAGGGAAACUUGACUUUAGGUAGAUUAUGCUAUUCUUGUUUAGUCAUACAGCUCCUUAAGUUUUCAUGUGUUUGUAUAUCUUUGGCUGUCCCGAUUUUUAGCUUCGAGUGCUUAAUACUAAAAAAGGUGAAUCCAGAAAAGCAUCUUGGAAGCACAAAAUCCAAAAAGUGUUUGUUACAGACCUUGUCUAGCACUAGAUCGAUACCACAGCUGGUGGUCCGAUACGUAGAUUAUCAAAAGAACAGUAGUCAGUUUAUUUUAAUUUUUUUAGGG